Daldinia caldariorum is the source of this 2465-nucleotide messenger RNA. Its product is annotated as HET-domain-containing protein. NCBI's taxonomy places the organism in Eukaryota, Fungi, Ascomycota, Sordariomycetes, Xylariales, Hypoxylaceae. The coding region runs from base 85 to 1890 and encodes 601 amino acids. The record is from RefSeq and is a predicted model, not a curated record. The transcript has a single exon.
GUUGAUCACAACAACACCAAGUGAUUUUCUAUAUACCUCCCCUUCGUCCUACCCUACACCAUUUCCCAAAAUCAGAACAGCUCUAUGUUUACCUGUCUUGCGCAUAAGUCAUCCUUGAUAUUAUUUUACCUCGUUGCUAUCACCUUUGUACUUCGAACCCAUAUCAUACGCUUAAUCGAUGUCAACACUCUUGAACUGAAGGAGUUUUUCAGUGAGAAGGCGCCCCCGUAUGCUAUUCUGUCACAUACAUGGAAAGGCGACACAGAGGUGACGUUCCAGGAGUGGCAGCGCGCUGCCGUUGAUGACACCAUCAAGAGCAAAGAGGGCUAUACCAAGAUCCUGGGGGCUUGUCGUCGCGCGCGGGCCGAUGGCUUACAAUAUCUUUGGUGUGACACCAACUGCAUAGACAAGUCCAGCUCUGCGGAACUCAGCGAGGCUAUCAACAGCAUGUUCGCUUGGUACCGUGAUUCGAUCGUAUGCUACGCCUACCUCUAUAACGUCCAGGCCGGGUCAGGUACAUUUGCUAGAAGUAGAUGGUUCACUAGGGGUUGGACAUUGCAGGAGCUACUCGCGCCAAGUAAGGUCUUGUUCUUUGAUCAACACUGGACGGUGCUUGGGGACAGGAGCGGGCUAGCAAGAGCAGUCACUAAUAUCACCAAGAUCCAUAUUGGUGUGUUAGAAGACCGUUCAACAAUUCACGACUACUCUAUUGCCCAACGCAUGUCUUGGGCGGCCGACCGUCAGACAACACGCCUAGAGGAUAUUGCAUAUUGUCUCCUUGGGAUAUUCGACAUAAACAUGCCUCUACUUUAUGGAGAGGGAACAAAAGCAUUCACCAGGCUGCAAAGAGAGAUCAUCAGCAUGUCUAACGACCAAAGCAUUCUUGCAUGGAGUAUGGAACCCUCGUGUACCAACCUUCAGACAAGUGCUUUAGCACCGUCACCAACUGCUUUUCGUUUUAGUGGAUCGAUAGUCAGAAACGAUGAAACAUUUGAAAGUGCUUAUUCCAUCAAGAACCUAGGAAUAUCGAUGAAAAUGGCUCUUAUUAAAACUGCAGUUGGAGGAGUCGCUUUAAUCGGGCUGAACUGCGUCAAAGAAUUGCAUAGAAAAGCUCGCCACUAUAAGCUACCGAGCGGAAUUAAGUUGAAGAGGCAUUUUCGAAUUUGGAUUGCCAUAAAGCAUCUUAAUGAUGAUACAUAUGUUAGGAUCCACCAACCAUCGUCUAUGGUAUUUCUUCAUAAUUCAUAUCCAACCUUGACACAUUCCACGCCGGUGGAGAUAUUCUUGAGUCUGGGUACAUAUCAGUUUCACGCCACACAAAAGUUCAAGGAUCCUUUCGAGAGCUUGCGAAAGCAUGUUUCAAGUUUGCCAUCUGAGCUUGUGCUUACGAUCGCAUCGGGGAAAAUGACUCUUGACGGGCAGAUCUUCAGGGAGGUAUAUCCCCUAGGUGGCAUUUCUAUUCUUCAGCUAAAACAUCGAGGCAUUUCAACACUAUCACAUUUUCUCAUAUCAUGCGACAAUCUUUCUGUAAUCUUCUCAGUGUUUUGGGAUGAGUGUUUGUUUCCCCAGAAAUGGCAGUAUACAACUAUCUUUGACCCAAACCUCGAAGUCAGUAACAAUAUGACUUCCCAGGAGGAGUGGUCCUGUCUCUUCGAGAGCUAUAGGCACACCCAGUCUAGGGAAUGUUGUAACAGCAUUAGUGCUAUGUAUUCGAUUCAUGAAAGACUACGAGAAGCGUACAGAAAGAAGUUGUUAUCAUACGAGAAGGAUGAGAAGACCCCAAUCAUACGGGCAGAGCCAACAGUGCUGAAAGAUUUAUUUGGCCAGCCAGAACUAGUUGUUGAUAUUAUUUUUCGGGAAACCCCAAACUCCAUGUAUAAUUCCCCCUGAUAUGCCUCGAAAUGCGGCUCGGCGAAGCUUCUUUUAUCUCCUAGACAAUAUAUACAGGCAUUAACUCGGUCUUUAGGUAGACGAGUGGGCAAUUCGAAUUUGUGCUCGAAGCAGCAUUAAUAUAUAUCGUGCAUCGUUUCCAGCGUUGUAAAGCAAGUGACCAUGGAACCUUACACCUGGCGUCGUCUCGAGUGCCUUUUCAAGUUCGAUUCGAUCAAACUGUCGGUGUUGGAAUUGCCAUAUUUUCUGAGUAUCGAGGUAUGUUGUAGAGUCUAGCGGCUUCCAGUAUUCUUCUAAUAGUCGCAUCGUUGCGCUCACACCAUGUCCAAUUAUUGUUAUUUUUCGGGCUCCUAUCAUGGGCGAACUGAAGACAUCGCUAAGUUUCGUAGCUAUCUAAGUGGAGGUAAUAAGCUCAGUACGGCCAAAGCUAAAUGCUUCGGGAUUGCCCAGCACACGUUGAUUCUGAUACGAUAUAUUUUCCCUAAUCUGUCAAUGGAAACUGUCUACCUCAAACUUGGCAAAGCUGUCCGGGUGCCAUAUAGAUACUCCGAUAUCUGUAACCUUCGUGAUCUCGG